AUGAAAAAGAAUUAUCAGCAUGUCUUUGCCUUCAAUUUUGCUAUUGCUGAGGUCAACAAAGAUUCAAACCUACCCAAUUCUACUCUGGGAUUCCAGAUCUAUGAUAAUAUGUUCCAAGCAAGAUUAAACUAUGAUAUCACACUGUCCUUGCUGUCAGCAAAGAAAAACAGCUUCCCUAAUUCCAUAUGCAGAAUGCAAAAGAUGUUGGCAGUCAUUGGAGCACUUGGCUCUGAAGCUUCUAUGCAGAUAGCCACUAUCUUAAGCCUCUACCAGAUUCCACAGCUCAGUUAUGGCUCAUUUCACCCAGGACUGAGCGAUAAAACCUAUUUCCCUUUUACCUACCAAAUGGUCCCAAACGACAAUACCCAGAAUGAAGGGAUAGUGCACUUGAUAAAAUAUUUGGGAUGGACAUGGAUUGGCCUUAUUGUUUCAGAUGAUGACAGUGGUGAACGGUUUGUGCAAAGUAUGAAAUGUAUGCUCAAUGAGAAUGGCAUCUGUGUUGCCUUUGCAGAGAAGGCACCAUUAGUCUUUCUCCAAUCCUCUAGUGCAUGGAAUAUAUUUUCUAAGGGAAAUAUCCUGGCAACACUUCAUAGGACCAAAGCCAAUGUGAUUGUUGCAGAUGGAGACACUUACUCAAUGCAAGGUUUACAGAUGAUGCUGUAUACUGCGUAUUACUCGGGAAGGAAACCCAAAGAGAAGCUCCAGGCAUUUUUGAGAAAAAUUCAUUUCAACAACAGUGCUGGGGAGGAGGUAUUCUUUAAUGAAAACAUGGAAUUGUCUACUGGAUCAUAUGAUAUUGUUAACUUGGUUACUUUUCCAAAUAAAUCUUUCAUUCGAAUAAGAGUUGGAAUGGUAGAUUUCCAGUCUUCUAAUGAAAAAAUUACCAUUAAGAAAGAUGUCAUUAUAUGGCCCAACAUCUUCAACCAGGCAUUGCCUCCUUCUAUGUGCACUGAAAGAUGCCCCCCUGGAUACUACAAAAAAGUUCGUGAGAGUGAACCAUCUUGCUGCUAUUAUUGUUCUCAGUGCCCAGAGGGGACCAUUUCACACCAGACAGAUGCAUAUCAGUGUGAAACAUGCCAAGAAGCUGAACAUCCAAACAAGAAACAAAACAGAUGUAUCCCUAAGGUUACAACUUUUCUAGCCUAUGACGAACCUUUAGGGAAAGGGUUGGCUUCCACUGGACUUACUUUUGCUCUCCUCACAGUCCUGGUGCUUGCAACCUUCAUUAAACACCAGAAGACACCAGUUGUCAAAGCCAACAACCGGAGCCUUACCUACCUUCUGCUAAUCUCCCUUUUGCUUUGUUUCAUUUGCUCCUUGCUGUUCAUUGGACGACCCAGAAUAACAACCUGCCUUUUCCGACAAGCUGCUUUUGGAAACAUCUUUUCACUUGCACUUUCUUGUGUAUUGGCCAAAACAACCACUGUGGUUGUAGCAUUUAUGGCCAGAAGUCCUGGAAGCAAGAUGAGGAAAUGGGUGGGCAAGAGACUAUCCAACUACAUUAUCCUUUUUUGCUGUCUUAUUCAAGUUGUCAUCUGUGCCAUCUGGCUAUUCACAUCUGCCCCUUUCCCAGAUCUUGAUAUGGUCUCACAGUCUGGGCUGAUUAUAGUGCAAUGUAAUGAAGGCUCAGAUGCUAUGUUUUACAUGGUCCUGGGCUACAUGGGCCUUCAGGCCAGUAUCAGCUUCAUAGUGGCCUUCCUAGCCAGAAAGCUGCCUGAUAGUUUCAAUGAAGCCAAGUUUAUUACUUUUAGCAUGCUGGUGUUUUGCAGUGUUUGGAUGUCCUUCAUUCCAACCUAUCUGAGCACCAAGGGGAAAUACAUGGUGGCUGUGGAGAUCUUCUCUAUUUUGGUGUCCAGUGCUGGUUUACUUGGUUGCAUUUUUGCCCCCAAAAUGUUUAUUAUUUUUCUAAGGCCAGAAGUAAACACAAAGAACAAUUUCUUUAGAAAAAACAAUUUCACAAAAUAGCUUAGGGAAAUCACACUAUUCUAUUCCUAGAAACUGACUGCAUGAGAGGCACUGGUAUAAACACAGGAAUUUGUAGAGUCCUUCAUGGGUGCCCCUCUGCAUACAAGAGGAAAAAAAAUUGCAUUUAAAAAAAUCAGUUCAUGUGAUAGCACUGAAAUAAUUAGAGAGAUGCAUAAUGUAUGUUACACUUGAAAAUUUGUUGUAUAUGUGAUCAUAGUUGGCACACACCCAAUAUAUUUUUCUCUAGUGUGUUCACUAGGGAAAAGUGAGGAGGAAUUAAAGAACCUCUUAAUGAGGGUGAAAGAGGAGAGUGCAAAAGAUGCUCUGAAGCUCAACAUCAAAAAAACGAAGAUCAUGGCCACUGGUCCCAUCACCUCCUGGCAAAUAGAAGGGGAAGAAAUGGAGGCAGUGAGAGAUUUUACUUUCCUGGGCUCCAUGAUAACUGCAGUUGCUGACAGCAGUCACAAAAUUAAAAGACGCCUGCUUCUUGGGAGAAAAGCAAUGACAAACCUAGACAGCAUCU
Messenger RNA from Podarcis raffonei (Aeolian wall lizard), 2488 nucleotides. RefSeq names its product vomeronasal type-2 receptor 26-like. Gene Ontology annotation, cellular component: membrane. The coding region runs from base 1 to 1965 and encodes 654 amino acids. NCBI's taxonomy places the organism in Eukaryota, Metazoa, Chordata, Lepidosauria, Squamata, Lacertidae. Gene Ontology annotation, molecular function: G protein-coupled receptor activity. Gene Ontology annotation, biological process: G protein-coupled receptor signaling pathway. The transcript has 5 exons. The record is from RefSeq and is a predicted model, not a curated record.